Molecule: messenger RNA, 3729 nt
Organism: Misgurnus anguillicaudatus (oriental weatherfish)
Lineage: Eukaryota; Metazoa; Chordata; Actinopteri; Cypriniformes; Cobitidae
Gene: slc26a6l1
Product: solute carrier family 26 member 6, like 1
Biological process (GO): sulfate transmembrane transport
Cellular component (GO): membrane
Molecular function (GO): secondary active sulfate transmembrane transporter activity
Source: RefSeq, a predicted model, not a curated record
ACUCUGGGGGAUACGGUGAAUAAGCUAAAUUCCCAAAAUGUGGGCGUGUACUUUUAAGAAGAAAAUGUUUUUAGAAAUUAAAUGGGAUUCAAUACACUGUCAGAUAAAUAAUAAUGGUCAAAUUAUGUACCACAGCUGUCACUGGGGCGGUACCCUUUCAAAACGUACAAUUUUGGACCUAAAAAUGUAUUAUAGUUAUUCAUUAGUUAGUCAUUGCCUCAUUAGUACAUAAGUACAUCAAAUAUACAUUGGUACCAAAUGUUUACAUAUCUGUGCCUAAUAGUCCAUAUUAGGACCUUUUUAAAAGGUACCCCCUAGUGAAAGCUGGGGUACAUAUUUUGUACCAGUGUGCCAGUUUAGCUUUAAACUCAUGCUGUUGUGUAAGUGGGGUAAAAAUAGGACCAUAAGCACAAUUAGAACUCAGGCCUAAACUUUAGUUAACUUUUAAUAAUAAUUAAUAAAUAUAUUAACCACACAGGAAAGAACAUCUUGCACCAACUUCCAAUUUUAAAGACCUUUAAUGACUGUGUUGUAAUGUUUGAUGGAUGAAUGACGUCAAAACAUAUCUUCCUGUUGUCUUUGAAGUCAUCAGUUCUUACUGCACAUCACAACGGAAAGUUUUAACAGGACCGGAAAGUGUUUCCAUUACAAUUGACCCUAAAGUGCAAAAAGUAGCGGAUGCUAAUGAACUGGAGGAAAGGCAGAGUCAGCAUUACUGUACCAAUAAGAUUAGAGAAUAAAAGAGAUUUGUAUGCACAAAGUGUAUACAUUUAUAAGUUUGAUAUUCUGUAAUUCCGUUAUUACAGUACAUACACAUUGGAAAUACUUUUGCAAACACAUAAUAUUUUUAUUUUAUGCAUUAAUCAAAUUUAUUAUUUAUUAUUAGUGUUGUUCUCAAGUUAAUGAUUGGUAGAAAGCACAGCCUCUUUUAAGGCAGAUCAACCCCAUCACCCCCCCUUUAAAUAUCCCACAAGUUUACAAUGAAGAUACAUCAGCUAUCAUCGAGAUACAGAACACGUUGUUAUAUAGUUUACACUGAAAACAGUGUUAUUUUGUUUUUGAAAAGUAGUCAAGGCUUGGCCAAUUGAUAGACCAUUUAUAGAAAUUAUAGCAUUUAUACAACAAAUAGAGAAAUGGAUUCGGGACACGCAGGGUACAGUGUACAAAGAGAGGUAAUGGAUGAACAGAAGCUGAAGGAAUUAUCUCAGAGACUGGACUACUCUCAGACUAACAUUCCCAUCUCCCAGCGUAUAAAAAGAUCACUCAGCUGUUCUGUACCCAGACUGAAGCGUGGCAUAGUUGGCUUUUUUCCAAUUUUAUCCUGGUUGCCACGUUAUUCCAUAUGGGAUUAUGGCAUGCCGGAUCUCAUCUCUGGCAUUAGCGUGGGCAUCAUGCAUCUGCCACAAGGAAUGGCCUAUGCGUUGCUGGCCUCUUUGCCUCCAGUAUUUGGACUCUACACAUCCCUAUAUCCAUCAUUAAUAUAUUUUAUUUUUGGUACCUCUAGACACAUUUCUAUAGGCACAUUUACUAUCCUCAGUAUUAUGAUUGGUAGCGUGACAGAAAGACUUGGUCCUGAUGCAAAUUUCCUUGUUUAUAAUGGGACAAAUGUGACUGAGGAGGUGGAUAUCACAUCAAGAGACCUCUACAGAGUACAGGUUGCAGCUGCUGCCACUGUCUUGGGAGGCCUUAUUCAGGUUGUAUUAGGCUUUUUGCAGUUUGGAUUUGUCGGCACGUAUCUUUCAGAGCCACUGGUCAGAGGUUAUACCACGGCAGCGUCUUUUCAUGCCGUAGUAGCUCAGUUAAAGAACAUCCUCGGACUCUCACCAAAACGCUUCAAUGGACCUCUGUCUGUAAUCUAUACUUUAGGAGACCUGUUUCCGCUGUUGCCCAAGACUCAUAUUCCAACUCUGCUGGUCAGUGUCGUGUCCAUUGUGGUUCUCAUCACAGCAAAGGAGCUUAACAACGCACUCAGACACAAACUGCUGGUGCCUAUUCCAGUGGAACUCUGUACUAUUGUAGUGGGGACAGUUAUAUCAUUCUACACUCGACUGAAUGACAGCUAUAAGAUAUCAGUGGUUGGGGAAAUCCCAAGUGGACUUCAGCCUCCCAAAGUCCCAAAUGUCACAAUCUUUUCUGAGGUGGUGGGGGAUGCUUUUGCCCUGGCCAUUGUGGGCUAUGCCAUUUCUAUUUCACUUGGCAAAACCUUUGGUCUUAAACAUGGUUACAGAGUAGAGAGCAACCAAGAACUGGUGGCUUUGGGUCUCAGUAAUACGUUUGGAGGUUUUUUCCAAUGUUUUUCAGUCUGUUCUUCUAUGUCCCGAAGUCUCAUACAGGAGAGCACAGGUGGCAAGACACAGAUCGCAGGAGUUGUGUCUGGUGUAAUAGUGCUGGUGACAAUACUGAAGUUAGGCUCGCUUUUUCAAGAUCUACCUAAGGCAGUUCUUUCUGCAAUUGUCUUUGUCAAUCUGAAGGGGAUGUUCAUGCAGUACUAUGACAUAGUUACUUUGUGGCGUACCAGCAAGAUUGAUCUGUUGAUAUGGUUGGUGACAUUUGUGUCUACUGUACUCUUUAAUUUGGAUAUGGGUCUGGGUGCCUCCAUGGCUUUCGCUCUAUUGACAGUGAUCUUCAGGACUCAACGGCCUAGGUACUCACUGCUAGGACAACUUCCUGGCACUGAGCUUUAUCUAGACAUGGAAACACACAAGGAGGUGAGGGAGGUACCUGGUAUUACCAUCUUUCGCUCCUCUGCCACCAUGUACUUUGCAAAUGCUGAACUCUACCUUGAGGCCCUUAAAAAGAAGAGUGGUCUGGACAUCGGAAAAAUGCUCACUUAUAAACGCAGACAGGAGGCUAAGCAGAGACGUCGAGAGAGGAGAGCAGAGAGAAGAGCACAAAAAGAAGCCAAACUACAGAAAAUAGCUCUCAGGGCAGCCUCUCAGCGAUCCAAAAAUGUUGUAUUUUCAGUUGAAGAAGUGGCAGAACAGUUGAGAGAAAUGGACGAAGACACACUGAGAGACGAAGAGCCCGGUUGGAUAGAGCGAGAAAACAGUACGGUGUUUGUAAUGCCCGAGACACCACAGACAUCUGAUGGCCGUCACACCUGGAUGUACCUUAAGGGAACUGACCCUGAUACAGCCACCCUUGGGUCAUUGUCAGAUCUACAUGAUGGGGACACCACCACACUGGAUUCAAGCAGUGAAGACACUGUAAGCAGAGACCUGGAAAGGGUUUCUCUGGGAUCCCUUGGGAAGUGGACUUGGGAUAUACACUCUAUCAUCUUAGAUUUCUCUACUGCUAACUUCAUCGAUACAGUGGCCAUCAAAACGCUGAGGAAUAUAUUCCAUGAUUUUGGAGAGAUUGAUGUGGAUAUCUACUUAGCCGGCUGUCAAACACUGGUGGUAGAACAGCUUGAACGUGGUGGGUUCUUUUCUGAUGUCAUCACCGAAGGGCGUGUCUUUGCUACUGUGCAUGAUGCAGUUUUGUACUGUCUCAAGCAUCGGGGAGCUAUGACCAUUAACAACCAUGAGAAUGCUCUGGACAUGAGUGGUACCCAUCUAUGAGAGAAGACUUCUGCUUUGUUCUAGUUUUAUAUGGUUAGCUGUAAAUUUCUGCAUUAAGUUUUUAAGCAUUUUGGUAAAGAUGAUGCUAAUAAAGUAUGACUGUUACUGUUGUAUGGUAUGACAAUGUUUGAGUAGGUAUGUAAAUUAAAUAAAUUUGCCUUUAAAUUAA